AGGUUUAUGCCACGCAGCGUUCCUUAUAUCUUCUCUGGUUUGAAGAUCUUUGUAGGCUGGGGAGGGAAAACAAGCACAAAGCUUAGAAGUAACUCCUUUUCCUUCUGCACAGGAAUAGCUCCCUUAAAAAGUAUACUAGGGAAUAAUUAGGAGGCUGCAAACACUGGGAAGGAAAAGUCAGUUGCUCUCCAUGAAAACGAAAAGCUCCCAAACCAAGGCAAAUAGAAGGAACCGGGGAAGAGAGAGAAUGUCUCGGACACAGCUCAAGAGCCCUCAAUCACCAAAAACUGUGCAGAAGGACAAGAAAUCUGAUAAAUUUAACCGAUUCUCUACAAUGUCUGACAAGCUCAAAUGUUCUUUUCUUUCAUCUCAUAAAAUCACUUUCUUCAAUUUACCUUUCUUUGAUAGCCCCACACCAGCCAGUGUGGAGAAAACUAAUUCCAACUCAAUCCUCUCCCGAAAUACUAAAAUAUUUCUCUGACAUAUUAAAAAUGUGGUAUUUAUACCACAUAUAUUUAUUUAUAAGCUGGAAAUUUAAACUUUUUCCUGCCUCAGAUGUCAACUUCUCACCCUUAAUUACUGACUAGGAGAGUCAGAAGAUAGCUAUCAACCUUCAAUCCAAAGCUGUCUUCCAGAUAUCAAAAGUUUGUCACAGUCAUUCAAACUGAAAAAAAAAUAGGGAAGAAAAAUCUCAAUUUCCUUUGGGAAAAAUAUCCUCCUGAACACGCCUGUCUGCAUUACACAAAAGUAGUUCACACUAGCAGUGUUUUACAACAAUCAACCUUUAAAUCCCAGUGUCUGAAAAUAACACAAUGAACUGGUUCACCCCGUGGAAGCAGGAUGGAGGAAAGGAAAAGCAUUCCAUAGCAGAGGAACAACCACCAGAGAAGAACAACUGCAGCUGAGAUGACCUUCAGCGUUAAGGAGGAGUCUGUAAACACCUUAUUGGUGUAUUUAUUGAAAAUGGUGCCUUCCCUGGCCCUGGGCAAACACACAAACAUGUGGCUGUGCUGAAAGCCAAGCAGCUAUUCCUGAGUGCAGGCAUUUGAAGGGCAUUCCACGAUAAGGCUGUUGCUGGAGUGGAGCUAUCUCUGAUCUCAGCUGGAGCAGGCACAGGUGACUGCAGUUGUGUUGUCACAUCAAGUGCCACAGCAACACAAGCUGUCCCAGAGGACAGGGAGUAAAACCCACUGAAUAAAUCCGAGUUGUUUUAAAAAGCUCCCUUAAAGUAAGCACUAAAUGCUCAGUGCACACCAGAGACAGAACUCAAUCCCAGUCCUGCAAUACUCAGUUUUCAGCUCAGACCUGUAAACCAUUAUCAUUUCCUCCCCUUCAUUAAAGAAAAUUAGCAAACUGAUAAUCCUCUUCUAUAAGAUUAUUGUUUGCAGCAAACUUUAAGAGAUAAAUAAUCACAAUGCUUUUUCUGUGAAAAACCAGCUUUAUCUGCAGUAACAGUAAGCUGGAGUUACAGAGAUAACACUAAGAAGCAAAAACCAAAUUCCUUUGCUAACAGGAGAAUCUCAUGACUUGAAUGUUAAACUGCAUCUAAAACUGGAGGGAUAGUUCAUUACAAUACAAUGAAAUGAGUAAUACUUUACAUUUAUGUAAAAUCUUUUACCCAGCAACUGUAAAGUUCCUCAUGAGCACUGAUUAACAAAUCACAACUAUCCACCUAAAUAUAUACCUUAGAAUAAAGGUAGAACUAAAUUUAUUAGAGCAGAUAUUCACUGCACCCACCCUGAGAUGCAAGGGCCUGAUUUUUAAUCAAUAUCCUCAGAGAAGCCCUAAAAUACCCCUGUCAUUCUAGACACUCACAAAUCAAGAAGCCCUGAUUACUGGUUCACUUGUGUGGGCAGAAAGUACCCAAAAUUAGCUCUGGAAGAGAAGGGACUGAAUUCAUGUCUGUGGACUGUCAGUUGUGAGCAUCAACUUGACUUUGGUAGCAGGUUCUUAUCCUACAAAUAUUAACUAUGGGCUUAGCUUUCUUGCUACAAAGAUUGGGCUGUGAACAUAAAAGGAUAACACUGAAUAAUUUGCUUAGAUUAGAUCAAUAAUGUCAGUGAAAACACUUCUAUCCCACUUAGCUUCUGCUUUAGCACAAAAUAUAACCUGGGUGGGAGAUAUCAGGUCAAGUAUUUACAUUUUGUAGUAACCCAUGUCUGCCUGGAAGAGAAAGAAAAACAACUUGUCUUUCAUUUGACAGUGUUUGAACUGUGAUCUAAACAAAGUUUAUUUGAAACUAAAAUAACCCCAAAACAUGCACAUAAAACCUCACAACAUAUAAUUCCUACAGCCCUCCCUGUUCCUGUGUUAAACUGCUGGCAGGGAUGCUUUUAGUCUUGCGCAGGGGCUGCUGCCCAUUCUGAGGCUUGUGGCAGCAGCUUUCCCUGUCUCAAAGAAAAGGGAGGAAAUAAUGUGCAGAUCCAUCCCAGCUUGGAAACUCAGGCACUUCUGUGCCUCCAACAUCCUGGGAGCACAUCCUGGGAGCUUCCUACACCCAAGAGGUGCCCCGGGAACUCCGUGUGUGUGUCUGCACCUUGUGCCUGACCCUGCACACAUCAGAUGUGGCCAUGCAAAUCUGUGCACCCCAAAACCUGAUGGAUGUGCCUGUGUGUGUGCCCUAACACCGAGGGGUGCACACACAUCCCAGCUCCCAAGGAAAGCACGGAUACACGUGCCCUGGCUCCCAAGGGGGGCACACACACAAGCAGGGUGCGUGUGUGCCCGUGCACGAAGGCAGGAAGAUGUUGGGGCGCACAGUCCUGCACCCCAACACUGGGAAGACGUGGAUGUUGGGCAGGGGUGCAGCAGCUGUGCAUCCCGACGGGAGAUGCUGCUGGUUGUGCACCCUGUUGCUCAGAGGAGCUGGGAUACGGAGCAGCUACACAACCCAACUUCGGAGGGGUGUGGAGCAUCCAGACACCUCAGCCCCAGGAAUACGCGAGUGCAGGGCGGCUGAGCACCCCGAAACACGGAGAUGAUUUUCUAGCCCUUGGAUCUCUCCUCUGGACUGUUUCCAGUUAGCACACUGUCUUUCCAGAAGUGUGUUUCCCCAAAACCAAACAAGACUUCGGCAGAAGCUCUACAAGAGCCAACUGGAGGGAGAGGAGAACUCAGCUGCUCUCACUGGUGUCAGAAAGAUGAAUUUCCUCCCGAGCUUUUCUUCCCCUCUCUGAGUUGCCUCAAGCACUUGUUCUCACCUCUGCUGCUGAUGUCCAUAUGAUUUGGUGUGGCUGUCCUCAUAAACUGAAAAAUAUGUCCAUCCGAGGCCUGAAGAAGAAACAGCCGAAGACUUUUAAAGUCAAAAUUAUAACAGUGGAUGCUGAAAUGGAGUUCAGCUGUGAGAUGAAGUGGAAGGGAAAGGACUUGUUUGACCUGGUGUGCCGAGCACUUGGUUUAAGGGAGACUUGGUUCUUCGGCCUGCAGUACACAAUUAAAGGAAUGUGCACCUGGUUAAAGAUGGACAAGAAGGUUUUAGAUCAAGAAAUCCCCAAAGAAGAUCCCAUUAGCUUUCAUUUUUUGGCUAAAUUCUACCCAGAGAAGGUAGAAGAGGAACUAUUACAGGAAAUUACCCAGCAUUUAUUCUUCCUUCAGGUUAAGAAACAAAUACUGGAUGAGGAAAUCUAUUGUUCACCAGAAGCAACAGUUUUACUGGCUUCUUAUGCUGUUCAGGCCAAGUAUGGUGACUACGACCCAAAUUUUCACGAGCCAGGCUUUCUAGCCCAUGAUGAGCUUUUACCCAAAAGGGUCCUCAGGCAGUACCAGCUGACAGCAGAGAUGUGGGAAGAGAAGAUCACUGCCUGGUAUGCUGAGCACAGGGGUAUUGCCAGGGAUGAAGCUGAGAUGAACUACCUGAAAAUUGCCCAAGACUUGGAAAUGUAUGGUGUCAAUUAUUUUCCAAUUGCUCAAAACAAAAACCACACAGAUCUCCUGCUUGGCGUUGAUGCCAAAGGUAUUCAUAUCUACAGCAUUAAUAACAGGUUCUCUCCAAACAAGUCGUUUGAGUGGAGCGCUAUCAGAAACAUUUCCUAUAGUGAGAAAGAGUUAACUAUCAAACCUCUUGACAAAAAAGCAGAAGUCUUCAAGUUCUUUUCCUCUCAACUCAAAGUGAACAAAUUGAUUUUCCAGUUGUGCAUUGGAAACCAUGACCUAUUUAUGAGGAGAAGAAAAGUGGACUCAAUAGAGAUCCAGCAAAUGAAAGCACAAGCCAAGGAAGAAAAAGCUAGAAAAAAGAUGGAGAAUCAGAGGCUGGCCAGGGAGAAGCAGCUCCGAGAAGAAGCUGAGAGAGCCAAAGAAGAGCUGGAAAGGCGGCUUUUCCAGCUGGAAGAUGAAGCCAGGCAGGCAAAUGAGGCCCUGCUUCGAUCCCAGGAAGCAGCAGAGUUGCUGGCUGAGAAGGCUCAGAUUGCAGAAGAAGAGGCAAAACUGCUGGCCCAGAACGCUGCAGAAGCCGAGCAGGAGCGACAGAGGCUGGAGAUCACAGCUCUGAAAACCAAGGAGGAGAAACGCCUGAUGGAGCAGAAGAUGCGGGAGGCAGAGCUGAUUGCAGUGAAGCUGGUGAAGGAGUCUGACCGCAGAGCCAAGGAAGCAGAGCAUCUGAAACAAGACCUGCAUGAAGCCAGGGAGGCUGAACGGAAGGCGAAGCAGAAACUCUUAGACAUAACCAGGCCUAAUUAUCCUCACGUGGCCAAGUACCCACAAUACUCCCCAACUGACACCAGAGAGGCCAACUUUGACAAAGGAUCCAUAAAGCUGGAUUUGAAGGACAUUGACCUCAAGAGAUUAUCCUUUGAGAUAGAGAAAGAGAGGCUCGACUACUUAGAAAAGAGCAGAAAAUUUGAAGAUCGACUGAAAGAACUGAAGUCUGAAAUCCAUGCUUUGAAGCUAGAAGAAAAACAGUCUGGGCUUUACUCCCAUUGGAAUGAAGUCCUGGGCUCCUUGGAUCGCUCCUUAGGGAAUGCCCCAUCAUGGAUGAAAACAUUUGAAGCUGGAGAUUCAUUGGAUAUAAAUCUUCAAAGACCUUUCCCCGCUUACUUGUUAAACGCUGCAAGCAGCUGGCCUUGUACCAACAAAAUUCAGCACACAGUGCCAAUGGAAAAGUCAUCUUCUCAAGCAAAUUCAUUGGUUGCAAACAGUGUGGGCACAGAAACCAGAAAACAGAUUAUAAAGGUUCAGCAGCAUGAUUCAGAUGUCAUCUACAUUUGAAGCAUCUCGUUUCCUUGCCAGACUGGUAGGACUGGUGGCCUUCUUUUUGGCUGCUGUAGAAUGGACCUAUAUGAGGACACCUGGGUAGCUCUGCCUGUAAAGGACAUGGCACUGUGGUCAGAGAGGUGCUGUUCAGCCUCCAGGCAGAGACAUCAGCUGGGAGCACUAGAACUGCCCCUGUAAAAUGUGACCAGUGUCUCUGGGUACAAUGGUAAACAUGCAAACCCAGAGGAGUGUUGUUUACUACUUAUGCACUUUUGAAGAGACACUUUACACUUUGCUAAACCUUCCUCCCCCAGGUGUUUUCACACACUGACUUACCAGUGGGGUGCUGUACUGCUGGAGGAAGCAUGUGAGGCAGCAAGUGCCCAGGAGGUGUUUGGGAUGAGAAAAUUGUACACAAGCUCGGUGUUUACCUACACAAUAGCCUAAUUAUGUUUUUGGUCUGGUCCAUGGGGCACGACUCCCACAGAGAUGCUCAACAUUUUAGUGUUUGCCUGCCAAAUAUUUUCCUUUUCCUCCCCAAACAUUUCUUGGAUCACUUAAUUGAUUUGCAUUUCUCUGUGAGAAAUCUCAGCUUUUAAUUCCAGAUGUAGAAGUGGACAUCUUCAAAUAUGUCUCAUUCCUGGGGGAAUCCUUUGUUUGGAAUGAAAAGCUUCUGCUCUUACAGUCUCUGACUAGAUGAAGCACUUGCUGUUGCUUUUGCUGCUUGAGCAAACUUUGCAUACAUUAACUGGCUUCCCAGUUCUGUGUAACACAGAAACUCCCAAAUUAGAUAAAGACAAAAGAUGCUGUUGGUGUCUGCUGAAGUCGGACUUGUUUCUGAUGGAGAAACGCAUGCAGCAAAUUGCCUCAUUGGUAAAACCCACUUGCAUUUUCCAGGUUUGUGUGUGUUUAAGUGUCUGUUCCACCAUAAAUCUUCACUCUGAGGGCUUGUGGGGAAGCAGACAAUAUGCAGCUGCAGCUAAAGUAGUAGCAUGUGACAUGUGAUGUAAAAAUGAAUGUUAAUGUUGCUAAAUAUCUUGCUCUAAAAGCUGAGUAAAAAAAAAAAAACGUUCAAUAAAAAGCUUCAAUUUCCACUUGCUAGUAACAGCUUCGAGGGGAAUGUUGUGUCAAUAUUCCUACAACGUUAACAAGGCAGGUUUGAAGAACAAACACACAUCUCCUCUGCACAGAUCUGCACCAGGCUGAGCACAGUGGGGGAUGGGAACUGCAGCCAGCCCUGUGUCAGGCUUGUACCAGUCGUGGCAGCCACACGUGUAGAGGGACAUAAGUGAUCCUGAGUAUGUUCCCAGCCCUGGGA
Molecule: messenger RNA, 6505 nt
Organism: Neopelma chrysocephalum (saffron-crested tyrant-manakin)
Lineage: Eukaryota; Metazoa; Chordata; Aves; Passeriformes; Pipridae
Product: merlin-like
Exons: 20
Coding region: 3220-5202 (660 amino acids)
Biological process (GO): regulation of cell shape; positive regulation of early endosome to late endosome transport; regulation of organelle assembly
Cellular component (GO): adherens junction; apical part of cell; plasma membrane
Molecular function (GO): actin binding; cell adhesion molecule binding
Source: RefSeq, a predicted model, not a curated record